AUGGAAACCACAGCCUCCUCCCCUCCUCCCCUGGCCCACUGCCCCAACCAGGCCCCGGAGAGUGGGGGCACAGAGGUUAAACUGAGUCCGGCCGGGCCCGGCUGUCCCGCUGCGAGGGGGCGCGGGACUGGGGUUGAGGGAGGUGUGGCCGGCUGCAGGGUGCCCAGCCGGUCUGCCGUCUCCUCCCCCGCCCCCCCGGCCCGGCCCGGUUACGAAACUGCGGGCUGGUGCUAUAUAAGGGACCGGGGCCGGCUCCGGGCCGGACGGAGAGAGCGGACGAUGGAGCGGACCUGGGUCUGGGGGCUGCUGCUGCUGGCGGCGGCGGGGCUGGGGGGCGGGGAUGCCGAGCGGGACUGCCGGGUGAGCAGCUUCAGGGUCAAGGAAAACUUCGACAAGACGCGGUUCUCAGGGAUCUGGUACGCGAUGGCCAAGAAGGACCCGGAGGGGCUGUUCCUGCAGGACAACAUUGUCGCACGCUUCACGGUGGACGAUGGCGGCUCCAUGAGCGCUACGGCCAAGGGCCGCGUCCGGCUCUUCAAUAACUGGGAUGUCUGCGCGGACAUGGUGGGCUCAUUUAUGGACACCGAGGACCCCGCCAAGUUCCGGAUGAAGUAUUGGGGAAUGGCGUCCUUCCUGCAGAAAGGGAAUGACGACCACUGGAUCGUGGACACGGACUACGACACGUACGCCCUGCAGUACUCCUGCCGUCAGCUGAACGAGGACGGCACCUGCGCCGACAGCUACUCCUUCGUCUUCUCCCGGGACCCGCUGGGCCUGCCCCCCGAGGCCCAGAAGGUGGUCAGGCAGAGACAGGAGGAGCUGUGCCUGGGGAGGAAAUACAGGACGAUCGUGCACAACGGAUUCUGCGAUUAGAGUCCGGCAGCUCCUCGGCCCCCACGUUGCUUCCCUCAGCCGAAGCCCCACCUGAGACACCGCGAGCCGGGGAACGUGACGGAGCGCCCGCUGCUGGGAGCGGAGUAGAGACUGAGGAUUCGGAGUCCAAAUUAUGGGUUCUGGAAAAGAGCCAUCUAAUUUGCAGUUUGUUUCUCAGUCAAAUUAAAAUAUUCCUAGUGGA
Messenger RNA from Ornithorhynchus anatinus (platypus), 1075 nucleotides. RefSeq names its product retinol binding protein 4 (gene RBP4). The transcript is spliced from 6 exons. Gene Ontology annotation, molecular function: retinol transmembrane transporter activity; retinol binding. The record is from RefSeq and is a predicted model, not a curated record. NCBI's taxonomy places the organism in Eukaryota, Metazoa, Chordata, Mammalia, Monotremata, Ornithorhynchidae. Gene Ontology annotation, biological process: retinol transport. The coding region runs from base 1 to 873 and encodes 290 amino acids.